This is a messenger RNA of Juglans regia (Persian walnut), 1386 nucleotides long. RefSeq names its product ribosome maturation protein SBDS. The transcript is spliced from 6 exons. Gene Ontology annotation, molecular function: nucleic acid binding; zinc ion binding. Bases 213 to 1289 code for a protein of 358 amino acids. NCBI's taxonomy places the organism in Eukaryota, Viridiplantae, Streptophyta, Magnoliopsida, Fagales, Juglandaceae. The record is from RefSeq and is a predicted model, not a curated record. Gene Ontology annotation, biological process: cytosolic ribosome assembly; ribosome biogenesis.
AACUGGGGUCCCGUUCUUCGCGAAAAUACCUAAGUUCGAACGUCCUCAUUCUUAUCUUUGUUCUCUGUCAAUCUAUCUCCACGCUCCGAAGACCGACGCCAACGCCACCUCCACAAAGUCAUCGCAGCGCGUGUUCCUCCGCCGAACGUCUACGUCCCCCGCCCACUCCACGCCACAGGAAGCAAGGUGAAAGGCAAGAAAAAGGAGGAAAAAUGUCUCGGAUACUGGUGCAGCCAGUAGGGCAAAAGAGACUGACGAAUGUCGCUGUGGUCCGUCUCAAGAAGCAUGGCACUCGCUUCGAGAUUGCCUGCUACAAGAACAAGGUUCUCUCUUGGCGCUCUGGAGUUGAGAAAGAUUUGGAUGAAGUGUUGCAGUCACAGACGGUUUAUUCAAAUGUUUCAAAAGGAAUUCUUUCCAAGUCAAAAGAUUUGCUUGCGGCUUUUGGAACUGAUGAUCAGGGCAAAAUAUGCUUGGAGAUUUUGGAUAAAGGAGAUCUUCAAGUGGCUGGGAAGGAGAGAGAAUCUCAGUUAUCUAGUCAGUUUCGAGAUAUUGCGACCAUUGUUAUGCAGAAGACCUUCAAUCCUGAAACUCAACGUCCUUACACCAUUAGCAUGAUUGAGCGACUUAUGCAUGAAAUUCAUUUUGCUGUUGAUCCACAUGGUAGCUCAAAGAAGCAGGCGCUGGAAGUUAUACAUGAGCUUCAGAAGCUCUUUCCAAUAAAACGGUCGCCAAUGAGAUUACGACUCUAUGUUCCAGAAAAGAAUUAUUCCUCUCUUUUGGAGAAGCUGAAUAUCUGGAAUGCUACCAUUGUUUCAAAAGAUGAUUUUGGAAGUCAGCCGUCUAUUGUUUGUGAAAUUGAUCCUGGUUUGUAUCGGGACUCUAGUGAAUUUGUGAGCAAUUUGCAAGGACGGUUUGAAGUUCUUGCACACUCUGUGCAUGUGGAGGGAGAUGAUACCCAUGUAGAUGAUUAUGAUGAUUAUGACAACAUGCCAUCAGGCUCUAAGGAAUCUGCUAAAUAUACAUCUGAACUAAGCGAGAAAUUCCAAAAACAGACCACUGUUUCUGUUGAAAGUGGGAAUGCCAAGGGGGAGGGGAAGCAAAAUAAGUGCAGUACGUGCAAUGCAUUUUUCGGGGAUUCCAAGGAGUUCAGGGAUCACUUCAAGGGUGAGUGGCACAAGCAUAACGUGAAGCGCAAGACCAGGCAACUCCCUGCCCUUACUGAAGAAGAGUGCAUGGUUGACCCAGAAGUGGGUGACUCGAGGGCAGAUUUGAAGGAAUAUUCAUUUUAAAUUUCCACACGUAUUAGAUGAUAGUAAAAGAUGUUUUGCACUGGUGUUUAGAUUCCCUUAUGCUUAAAUAAAUGUUUGUAUAUUUCUGUGUUUCAAA